GGACCCGGCACCAGCAGCACGGUAAUUGGCAAAACGCGGUUCGUGACGGAAGCAUCAAGAGAGACCCAGCAGUAAGGAUGUCAGACCCGCGAGUGUUGUCAGGGCAGGAAGUGGCCAAGCAUAAUACACGAGAUGAUUGUUGGAUUAUCGUUCAUGGCAAGGUGUAUGAUGUAACCGAGUUUCUCCCUGAUCACCCUGGUGGGAGCAGGAUCAUCUUGAAAUACGCCGGCAAGGACGCUACGGCAGAGUAUGAUCCCAUUCAUCCGCCUGACGCGAUUGAGACCAACUUGAAGCCCGAAAAACAUCUCGGCUCUGUCGACCCUGGUACUGUAGAGAAGGUCGAAGUCGUUAUUACCGAUGAAGAAAUGGCGCGCCAAAAGCGUGUUGAAGCACGGCCGCCUCUAUCGGAAAUCCUCAACCUGCAUGACUUCGAGGCAAUCGCCAAAGAUGUUAUGCACAUCAAGUCCUGGGCGUACUACUCGUCUGCGGCGGACGACGAGAUCACGAACCGCGAAAACCACGCUGCAUUCCAUCGGAUAUGGUUCCGUCCUCGGAUCCUGCGCAAUGUGACGAAUGUUGACUGGUCGACGACCAUCCUCGGACACGAGAGCAAGAUGCCCAUCUACAUCACCGCCACUGCUCUGGGGAAACUAGGGCAUCCAGAUGGGGAGCUCAACUUGACCCGCGCUGCCGCUAAGCACGGCGUCAUUCAGAUGAUACCUACUCUAGCGUCAUGCGGCUUCGACGAGAUCAUGGACGCCGCUAAGCCCGGUCAAGUCCAGUUCUUCCAGCUGUACGUGAACAAGGAUCGCGAGAUCACGAAACGCAUCGUGCAGCAUGCAGAGAAGCGGGGAAUCAAGGGGUUGUUCAUCACCGUCGACGCGCCGCAGCUCGGUCGGCGAGAGAAAGACAUGAGGCAGAAGUUUGAUGCCGAGGAUCCCUCUGAAGUGAGCAAGGCUGGGUCAGACGGCGUAGAUCGCAGUCAGGGUGCUGCCCGUGCUAUCAGUUCUUUCAUUGACCCCGGUCUCGACUGGAGCGACAUUCCAUGGUUCCAGAGCAUCACCAAGAUGCCUCUCAUCCUCAAGGGCGUUCAAUGCUGGGAAGACGCUGUCCAGGCGUAUGACGCUGGCCUCGCAGGCGUCGUUCUCUCGAACCACGGCGGUCGCCAGCUCGACUUCGCGCGGUCGGGUAUCGAGGUGCUCGUCGAGGUAGUGUCGAAGCUCAAGGAGCUCCGCGGCCUCUCCUUCCCGGGCGGCACGAAGCCAGGCCAGGCGCCAAACGGCCGGCGCUUCGAGCUGUUCAUUGACGGUGGCGUGCGCCGUGCGACGGAUGUGCUCAAAGCAAUCGCACUCGGUGCGUCCGCCGUUGGUGUCGGUAGACCGUUCUUGUACGCGUUCUCGAGUUAUGGUCCGGAGGGCGUGGAUCACGCGCUGCAGAUUCUGAACGAUGAGUUCGAGAUGAACAUGCGCCUCAUCGGUGCUCGUCACAUCGGAGAGAUUGUCCCCGAGAUGGUCGAUGCAUCCAAUAUCGGUCUACACAUGGUUUCAGUGCCUUCUGAUAACCUGUACGAGGCCAACUACGAGCGCUUGGCGAUCGCUCGGUUGCGUGACGCUAAGCUCUAAAUUAGAUGAUUAACUUUGCAUUCGUAGAGCUCUACCGUUCAUUCACACUCCUAUCGCCACCUUAUCUUUGGAUAUAUGUCAAGACAUUGAUUACCGCAUCAUCAUCAUUCAUGUAUGUAUAUACCGGAACAAUACUGCUUCCCCC
This is a messenger RNA of Coniophora puteana RWD-64-598 SS2, 1767 nucleotides long. RefSeq names its product cytochrome b2. Gene Ontology annotation, biological process: lactate metabolic process. Gene Ontology annotation, molecular function: heme binding; L-lactate dehydrogenase (cytochrome) activity. Lineage: Eukaryota; Fungi; Basidiomycota; Agaricomycetes; Boletales; Coniophoraceae. The record is from RefSeq and is a predicted model, not a curated record. The transcript is spliced from 14 exons. The coding region runs from base 78 to 1622 and encodes 514 amino acids.